CCUCUCUUAACACAAAAUAGUACUUCAACAUCAAUCCUAAUCUCAUCCAACCUCAGCCCGUGUCUUGUGCUCUUUGAACCUGUACACGGCGCGAGACCCGGGCACAAAGUUACCAAACGAUCAUCAAAGUGCCAGAUAAGCAAACACAAGCAACAAUCACAGCAUUCAUCAAAACACAUUCACUCAUCAGUCUCGUUCAUCUAAGCAUCACAACCAAUCAUCCAUCAUGAGUAGUCCAAAGCGUCGUAUUGAGACGGACAUGAUGAAAUUGCUCAUGUCCGAUCAUGAGGUCACACUUGUCAACGAUAGCAUGCAAGAAUUCUUUGUUCGCUUUCAUGGACCAAGUGAAACACCUUUUCAAGGAGGAAUAUGGAAAAUUCAUGUUGAACUACAAGAUUCAUACCCAUACAAAUCUCCAAGUAUCGGUUUUAUGAACAAAAUCUUUCAUCCAAACAUUGAUGAAUUGAGCGGUUCGGUUUGUUUGGAUGUUAUUAAUCAAACUUGGUCACCCAUGUUUGAUAUGUUAAACAUCUUUGAAGUGUUUUUACCGCAAUUGUUGCGUUAUCCUAAUCCACAAGAUCCUUUAAACGGUGAAGCGGCUGCUCUGCUAAUGCGAGAACCAAAGACGUACGAUGCAAAAGUGCGCGAAUACGUUUCCAAAUAUGCAACGAAAGAAUGCGCCGAAAAGGCUGGAGGCGAUGGAGAAGAAGAUGAACGAGGAAGUGAAGAUGAAGAAGAGGAAGAGAUGAGCGAUGUUGGUAGCUUCUCCGAAGAUGAGGCAGGUGAUAUGGAACUAUGAUUCAUCUUACCUGCACGCAUGCCAUCAAUGCAAUCAUUGACAUCCAAUCAAGACAACUUUUGCAUCAUUCAUCAUCAUACUCCGCUCUGUCAUUUUCACUGCUCCAUCUCUCAUGUUCGCCUUUCAUUUUUGUAUCUUUUGUAUUUACUCUUAAUUUGUCCGUCUAUGUCCGACUCCAAUGUUAUAAUGUUCAAAUGAUGGCCAGAUGAUUGAGUUGCAUGUCACGAUACGGUAGUCACUUCACUCUUCAUGCCCUUAACGGCGCUGGCAAGAUCAUACGAACAGACUCUGAUUCGACAUAUGUAAUGCGAUUACAUCACUAAAAAUACAGUUCUAUACAAUACAAUACGGAAGACUGGCCUCAA
Molecule: messenger RNA, 1164 nt
Organism: Meira miltonrushii
Lineage: Eukaryota; Fungi; Basidiomycota; Exobasidiomycetes; Exobasidiales; Brachybasidiaceae
Product: ubiquitin-conjugating enzyme E2 8
Exons: 1
Coding region: 227-799 (190 amino acids)
Biological process (GO): ubiquitin-dependent protein catabolic process; protein polyubiquitination
Cellular component (GO): nucleus
Molecular function (GO): ubiquitin conjugating enzyme activity
Source: RefSeq, a predicted model, not a curated record